Anopheles aquasalis is the source of this 2087-nucleotide messenger RNA. RefSeq names its product Telomerase Cajal body protein 1 homolog (gene WDR79). Gene Ontology annotation, molecular function: RNA binding; protein binding. The record is from RefSeq and is a predicted model, not a curated record. Gene Ontology annotation, cellular component: Cajal body. Gene Ontology annotation, biological process: Cajal body organization. NCBI's taxonomy places the organism in Eukaryota, Metazoa, Arthropoda, Insecta, Diptera, Culicidae.
UCGUUAGCAUAUCGCCAUCGCCACUCAUUGUGCACUUGUCUCCAGUGGCUUUUAGCACCGAAUCGUCACAAAGCGGUUGUGAAUCAACAGCAGUAGUAAGUAAAUCGUCUCGGGUAGCUUUCCACCUGCGUUCCACUCGCGAAUGUACCGAUUUACGUUGCACGUUCUUCUCGACGACCGUUCACUUUGCCUCAGAAUGGUGAGAUGGGCGACCGGUUGGUGCUGAACCCGGUUUUUAUGCGUUCGAUUUAAUCGCGGACCGACGACGACGACAACGAACACGAUGAAGACGGCUUUGCUCGCACGACUCACAUUGUAGUGUGGCGGCUUGGUGGUUUGCGGUGAUGUUAUGGUGUGUUGCUGCUGGAGAAAGGCGCUGUUCUAUCUUCGAAAAUGAUCUGCCGAUCAUCAUCGACACUUUUUGUUUAAGUCCCUUUCCAAUCCGGUUGGAAACUGGCGAUUCCGGAUUCCGCACAGCGGAAUCGGCAUCGGCGAUGAGCCUGGAAGAGGAAAAUCUUUUGGAACCACAGGAAACGAAGCCUCCGCCGGUAUCUAACGAUGAAAAGGAGACGGUCGAGGGAGCAACUAAUCUACCGCCGGAUGAUGAAACACCAAUGGAACCGGAAGAACAAAAACCCACCGCUGUGGAGCGCCUGCGACCGGCCGAGAGUGACUUCUUUAAGGAUCGCGCGUGUAUCGAGCUGGCCCGUAGCUCCUGGGAUCGGCCGAAGUUCAAACACUACCUGCAGGGAUGCCGAUGGUCACCGGACGGCACGUGCGUGCUAACGGUAGUGAACGAUGAUGGGAUGCACAUCGUGGAGCUGCCCAACGACCUGUACGACAAGGAGGAGAUCGGUGAGGACCGGCCGGUCGAUGUGCUGACCUCGGCGGUGCACGUAAAACGCGGUGCCCACGUGUACGACUAUGCCUGGUAUCCGGGCAUGAACAGUCUGCAGCCGGAAACGUGCUGCUGGAUAGCUUCGCGGCACCACGAACCGAUCCAUCUGUGGGAUGCAUUCACCGGACAGUUGCGCUGCUCGUACAAAGGUUACGAUCAGUUCGAUGAAGUGAAAUCUGCCCUAUCGGUGCACUUCUCACCGGACGAUGGUUCCACGAUCUACGGUGGUUACGUCAAGUCCAUCAAAUCCUUCGAUCUCAAUGUACCGGGCCGCGAGAAAACUUCGUGGAGCCUAAAGUCAACUGCAUCCUGCUUGACGAUCGCUCACUCGAUGCCGCAAACGAUCGUUUACGGAUCGUGGAAUCGCCACAUUUCCAUGCUCGACACACGCUCCGGCGAAAAGGUUGGUGUCUCGAAGAACCCACACAACGCCGGCGUCACCUGGGUAGGCUUUGAACCGGAUCGCGAGGAACUGUUUGUGUCCGGUGCGCGCAAAGAUUCCAAAGUGUGCCUCUGGGAUAUACGGAAUUUGACGGAACCGUUACGCGUACUGCAUCGUACGUGCGCCAACAACCAGCGGGUUCAGCUAGACUUCUCACCACGGGGCCACUGGUUGGUAAGCGGUGAUACGCGCGGGAUCCUACAGGUCUGGAAUCUACGGGAACCGGACAGUGACGGGUGCCCGAAGCAGCUCAGCUUUCCACUUCACCACGAUUCCCUCAACGGAGUGUCAUUCCAUCCUACGGCUCCCAUACUGGCCACAUCCACCGGGCAGGAACACUUCACCCUACCAGCUAGUGCCAACGACAACGAUGACGACGACGAUACCGACCAGUCCACGACAUCCGCCACUCCGCCAAAAAUCGAAAACUCACUCACCCUCUGGUGGAUCGGUAAAACGUUGCUUUCGGACGGUUGAGCGAGCGAGAGGCGACAGAGUAGGCGGCUUCGAUUCGACCACUUCGUACGCGUCAAGGGAUACGCUGUUGAUAUUGCUGUUACUUUAAUGUCCUCUGUUCCGGUUCCAACCCUGAUUGUGACCAGAUCGUCUUCUUUCCGAAACAUACAUAAACGGAACCACCCGGCGCCAUGGUACGAUUAAAUAUUCUCUCUUUUUUUCCAUGGUUCAUAUGUACAACGAGAAGAGAAAUAACAAAUUUGGAUUAAUAAAGUGGAAACGCACGGCUAA